This is a messenger RNA of Melanotaenia boesemani (Boeseman's rainbowfish), 12088 nucleotides long. RefSeq names its product polycystic kidney disease 1b (gene pkd1b). The record is from RefSeq and is a predicted model, not a curated record. Bases 1 to 12060 code for a protein of 4019 amino acids. The transcript has 40 exons. Gene Ontology annotation, molecular function: protein binding. Lineage: Eukaryota; Metazoa; Chordata; Actinopteri; Atheriniformes; Melanotaeniidae. Gene Ontology annotation, biological process: kidney development. Gene Ontology annotation, cellular component: membrane.
AUGAUACAUUUAACUGCAUCACAAAAUCAGACAAUACUCUGGAUUCUUUGUGUGGUAUGGAUCACCACAGCGAGAGAGGACAUUCCCUGUCCCAAGGGAGGUAAGAUCCACCUGGCCAGCCUGCGAUGCUUUUGGAUGUCUGCCAUAAAAUCAUCAUGGUUUGAGGCGCAGGACUCAUGUAGAGAGGCUUGGGGAGGGGAUCUGGCAUCUGCUGAAAGCAAAGAGCUGCUUAAUUUCAUCCAUAACUCUUUUUCGCAAAAAACCACUGUGUGGGUAUGGCUGCGUGGACUGGUUGGAGAAAGGCUGGACCAGUAUGGAGUAAAAGAACCACAAGAUCUCCACAAAGACAGUGCAAGUCAGAGAUUGUGCCCUCAGCUGGCUUUAAGUACCCCAGGAGGGUGGAGGAGAGCUCAGUGUGCUGGACAAUACAGCUUCAUCUGUGAAAAUCAAAUAACCGACUCGUUACCAUCUAUAGACACAUACCUGACUGGACUGGUUUUUAUUACUGGUGUCUACACUGAGACCCACAUACAUCCACUUCCCAGUGCACCAGACAUUGGACAAAGUAUUGUGGAGAUGAUGCUUUUCCCAGGCCUGUGGUUCAGUCAUGCAGGCCAGGUGAUAUCAGUGGAACUGGUGGUCCAGCCCAGCCCUCUAUAUACACUAGCCCGUGUCCAGAUCCUUCGACCAUACUGCAGUCCCAACCACCACUUGGUACCUCCAGGUUGCAGCUCUCUCCUUAAUCCAUUCAGCUUCUGCUCAGCUGUACCACUAUGUAACACUACAGGGGGCUGUAGCAUGGGCCAAUACUGGUGCCAUCUACUGGAGGCCUGUGUACCUAACACCAGUCCAUGUAACACCUAUGACAGUGCAGCUAGAGGUCGUCACUUCACCUCACCCCCUAGAUACCCUGCACUUCCUCCUUUCUACCACUUGGUGGCAGACUUGCCCCUGGCAAUAAAUCCAAGCUCUGAACUUCAAACUUUGAGUCUUCUUCUACCAGACGGAGCCAUCAACGUGUACCCUGAUGAUAUUUUAGCUGUGCAACACACUUUUGAAUCUGGAACAUUUUUGCAUUGCCUUAGCAGUGAUGCUUCUAUAAACUCUCCUUGGCGUCAAAGUUACCUGUCUUUCAGGGGGCCAGAGUGGGGAGGCUGGUGGGAAGGAGGCCUCACUUCAGUGCCUCAAGACAGUGAUUGGGUGGAUGGGGUGGUGUGUGACCUGAGAAUCCUAUAUAUAGACACACUUAACAGUGCUACUGAACAUGAAGAUAUCUUUGACAGCACUCAAAUGGAGACAACCACAACUCCUGAUAUUAAGCCCCUGGCUGCAGGUCCCAUUCUGAGAUCUAAAUUCCAACUUCAUGUCAUCCACCCUCUUCCCGAUGAAAAGAACCAGAUUCAUGUCCAAAUCAAUCUCCCAAUUCUCAUUGUUGUCAAGGCUCUUUUUGGAGAGAAAGCCAGGAGCUCAUGGUCAGCCCCGGUGCUUCAAACUGGAGUUCUCUUUCAUCCAUCUUGCCCUGAAGAGGUGAUUCAAUCUGUACCUGACUGUAAGGCACAUUCCCAUGACAGCUGGUUUUCUUUUGUUACUCUGGUGUUGCCAACUUCGGGGGUUGAGACACUCGGCAUCAGUGUGAUGGAUGCAGACAGCUUUCAGAGCGUGACUGUGAAAGUUUAUGGCUAUGAGGCAGUAACAGGGCUUAAUGUUGAACCACACAAAUGCUUGAGGAUUCUUACAAACACAUCACAGAUCUUUAAAGCCAAAGUGGAGAGUGGUUCUUCCAUUAAAUUCACAUGGGUGAUUGACAACCUGGAGAAUUUUGCUUAUGAAGGGGAAUCUUAUAGUGUCAUGUUCAAGCAACCUGCUGAGUAUAAGCUCCAGAGUCAACAAAUCCUUGUCACUGCUGAUGAAAUGGCACCACUGGCUAUACCCGAGUUUCUGUUUGUCAGGGAGGUUGUACCUAUAGAUGCUACACACCUCUUUGCUUUAAGAGUCAAAGUGGAUAUUUCACUACCAGUUACCUUCAAAUGGGAUUUUGGGGAUGGCAGUGGCGAUGUCAUCCAUACUCAGUCUCCUCCAUGUCACACCAUGGAAGGACUUCUGGAGAGAGGAGAGAAACAGGUUUAUGUCCAAGACUCAGUGAAUCACACUUAUUCCAUUCCAGCAGACUACACUGUUUAUGUUCAAGUCUCCAAUCAAUAUGGCAGCACAGACACAUCGAUGAAUAUCAGUGUUCGCCCUCCACUGGAAAGCCUCGUCAUUUCCCCCUCCUCUCUGAAACUACUCGUAAAGGAUGCCCUCCAUCUGGAGGCCUCUGUUGAGCCCUCCAACUUUGCUGUGCUCUAUAUAUGGGAUUUUGGCGAUGGUUCCAAAGCUGUCCAAGGCAUCCAUCACAAAAUCAGCCACACCUUUGGAUCUGCAGGAAUUUAUAACAUCUCUGUAUCAGUAAGCAAUGGUGUGAAUUUGCUGAGCACCUCACUUGUGGUGGUGGUUAUAGAGAAAAUCUCUGGAUUAGUUGUUACAUACAGGGGGCCAACUGAAGCGGGUGCUCCAACUGAUUUCAGUGCUACAGUUGCCUCUGGAACCAGUCUCAUUUGGGAUUUUGAUUUUGGGGAUGGAUCUCUGCAGGAAAAUCUCACUGAUGGUUCUGUCUCCCACAUCUACAAGUUUCCAGGGAGUUACAGAGUUGGUGUAUCUGUUUCUAACUCAGUAAGCCAAGCUCAUCAGUCUAUCACUGUUGAAGUGUACAGCUUGACUGUCAGUGGAGUUCUUCCAACAGAAUGCAUUAUGAAUCAAGAUGAUGUGGAGUUUACUGCUCUGGUGAAUGGAAACAUUUCCACUUUGACUUUCCAUUGGAUGUUUGAACAUUCACCUCUGAUUGUAGUAGUUGGACAAUCGACAGUUAAACACACUUUCCGAAUCCAUGGGGUUUUUCAUGUUACCCUGACGGUGAUUAGUUCUGUUAGAUCUGUAUCAUUUAGUACUAGCAUCUGCGUCGAAAGUCCAAUAACUAGCAUUUCAGUGCAUUCAUCACAAGAUGUAACAGCAGUUGGAGAUGAAGUAUGCCUCACAGUGUCAGUCUCCCCUAAACAAACUACAGGUUACCAGUUUAGGUGGUUUACUAGCGCCUCGGGUCAAAGUACCAUGACAGAAACCUCUAGGAAGUGUUUUGUCUUCAGAAAUGAAGGUUUUGAGGAGGUGUCGCUAAUUGCAAGUAACAAAGUCAGCAACAAAACUGCCAAAGUUCAUAUCAACAUUCAAAAACCAGUCAGUAAGAUUUAUGUUUCACAUGACAGUCUAAGUGACACACUGACGGUGAAUACAUCAGUAUCAUUUUGGGUCGCCAACUGCUCUGGCAGCAAUGUAUCAGUGGUAUGGGACUUUGGAGAUGCGUCUCCUUUAGAGUGGAAGGAAAAAGUGUCACAUAUCUUUACCUCAACCGGUAAAUUCACAGUUACAGCUACAGCAUUUAAUGCUGUAAGCCGGGACUCUGCAAACUUUACAGUGGAUGUUUUACUUCCUGUUUCAGACCUUUCACUUCACACCCAUCAGCCUCAUGCUGUAGUAGGAGAGGAAACUCUUAUCACUGCAGUUAGUAAUGCUAUUAGCACCAGUAACUACUACUGGACAAUAGAAGGUGUGACCACAGCCAAACAAGGUACAUAUCAGUAUAGAUUUACUUUUUCCAAACCAGGAGUGUAUCAAGUGAGAGUUAUAGCCCAAAACUUAGUCAGUAAGAAGGAGGCAUCUGUUCUAAUUGAGGUGUUUGAGAGAAUUGAAGAUCCUCACAUUAACUGUCAAACCUUGAUUAACCAGAAAUAUAUACCAACUCAAGAAGAAAUGUUGUUUAUUGCAUCAGUCACCAAAGGAUCCAACAUCACUUAUAGCUGGCUUGCUACACAGAGUGGAAUAAACCAAGAAAUAAGAGAAAAUGGACAGCUUUUUCAUGUGAUGGCUAAAACUCCUGGCAGAAUGUCAAUUCAGCUCACAGCCUCUAAUAUCUUGGGUGAAGCUACCACCAAUGUUUCUUGUGUGGCAGUAGAACGUGUAACACAUGUGCACAUAGAAGCACAAUCAAGCACUGUGGCACUGGGAAAAGCUGUAAAUAUAUCUCUAUCUGUGAAUCGGGGUUCAGACCUACAAUAUCUUUGGUAUGUUGAUACAGAUAUUUCACCCCUAAUGACACUUGUUCCCUUUUUUAUUUGCACUUUCACAAGUCCAGGUCACAGUCUUGUCACUGUUUUAGUGCAGAAUGUCCUUAGUCAGACUAAUGACUCUAAACAGUUUUUGAUCCAGGAAGAGGUCCAAGAGGUAGACUUUCUAAUUGAUGAAGAGAAACCUCCAUUUUUUGUCAAUGCAAGUGCAGCUCUAUCCUUUCAAGGAAUCACCCACAAAGGUAACAAUUUGCACUGGGAUUGGAAAGUUAAAAGUGCCAAGGAGACUCUUUUUACCUCCACUGGUCCAGUUUUCAUCUACAUUUUUCCACAUGCAGACAUCUUUCAGGUGUAUCUGAAUGUCUCCAAUGAGAUAAGUUGGCAGAUGGUUUCACACUGUGUCACCACCCAGGAAGCAAUCCAAGAUCUUUUGCUAAACAUCAGCAAGACCUCUUUAUGCACUGGAGAGCAGGUUUCGUUUAUUCCAACAAUUUCCAAAGGAAGUAAUGUGAGCUUUGUUAUAACAUUCCAAAACAAAGACUGGAUUCAAAGCCAGGACAUUUCUGGAGGCCAUCUCACCACAUCAAGCCUUCCUGCUGGCAAACACCAAAUUACAAUGAAAGCUAUGAACCAGGUCAGUAGGGCUGAAACGUCUUCUCACAUUCUAGUAACUGAGAGUAUUCAAGGUUUGCAGCUUGUAAACUGUUGUUCUGCUACGCUGGAGGCUCUGAAAGGAGUCCAGUUCAAGGCAGAGGUUCAAAGAGGGUUUCAAGUCAACUACAUGUGGUUAUUUCACUCAGAAGGGUAUCAGGCCACAUGUCUUAUUGGGCAAGAAGUGAUCUUUACUCCACCAGAGAGUGGUUUGUUGUCUGUUAGCCUGCAUGCUAGCAAUGCAGUCUGCUCCCAGACUUUAAAUAAAACUAUAGCAAUUGAAUGGCCUGUUAGAAAGGUCAAACUUGUCUGUCAUGCACAGAGAAUUUUUGUGGGACAUGCUGUCAGGUUUUCCACAACGGUGAAGGAAGGAAGCAAUGUCAGAUACCUUUGGGAUUUUGGAGAUUCCAAUGAAGUAUUGGUGACAGACUCAAGUGUUGUUAGUCAUAUUUAUUAUUCUUCAGGAAAAUACAGUGUUAUGGUCAAAACUUUCAACAAUGUCAGUCUUGUGUCCACACAACUACAAGUGGAUGUGGAGGAGCUUCAGUGUUCCAACCCUCAGAUCUCCCUGGUCCAGGAACAGUCUACCAUCUUCAGAUCUAGACUAAAUUUCUUCGAAGCAACUGUGGAUACAAACUGCUCUGCUUACAAGAUGACAUACCUGUGGGAAAUCUUCAGGGAGUCGUGUUUUGUCAGUGGGGACAAAAUUCAUCUGAGAAGCCAAGAGGAUACAGCUUCUCCCUUUCUUUUGCUUCCAAAGAGUGCUCUUGAGGUCGGAUCCUAUUGCCUAGUGUUCACAGUUUCAUUUCAGGAAACUCCUUUACUUGUUCAACAAAAGACCAACAUCACUGUAGUCCACUCCCUGUUAGCUGCUGCCAUUAAGGGAGGCUCCCACAUACUGUGGCCCAGUAUCAGUGAUCUUGUCCUGGAUGGAUCUGAGUCUCAUGACCCUGAUGUGGAGUCUGGAGUUGAGGAUACACUGCAGUAUCACUGGACAUGCUUAAUGCUAGUAACCGUGACUGCAGCUCCAGUGCUUCCAGUAACAAUAAAGUGUGUAUCCUGUUCUGUGUUUUCUUCUGUUCACCACAUAAGUAACACCAGCCCUCUUGUACUUGCCGGAGAAUGUGACCAGUGUGAUGACCAGGCUCAGUUCAAUUGGAGAGCUGGGGACCACAGUGGCCUGACCCUUGACCUCAGUGAUGUCACCACCUCUACAGGGACUCAUUCUCCUAAUUUGGUGGUGCGAUCAGGUGUCCUGCAGCCAGGCAGGAGAUAUUCCUUUGCCCUCCAUGUUUCCCAGUCCGGUGAUAGGCGCUGGGGCAAAGCCAGCUUGAUGAUACAGUCAAACAGUCCACCAUGUCAAGGACAAUGUGAUCUCAGUCCAGAAUCAGAUGUAUAUCUGCUUGAGACAGCAGUCACCUACAACUGUUCAGGAUGGAAAAAUGAUGAAAGCGGGGCUUCUCAGCUGCUCUAUACCUUCCAGGUGGCAUCAUGCCAGCACAUUGGCAUCAUGUGCCCUGUGCUCACUCUCUACAGGGGUACUCGCUCAACUUUCAGCAGCCUGGUCCCAGUGGGAAGUCCUGGGCAUCAAAAAAACAUGUCGGUCAUCACAGUUAGUGUGCUGGUAGAGGACCAUCUGGGAGCAAUGGUCACUGCUCUGAACAGAACAUUGACAGUUAUAAAUCCUGCAAGUGACAAAGUUCCCAUUCAGUGGCUCAAAAACAAGAGCCAGACAGAACUCUGGGCUCUAGUCCAACAUGGCAACCCUCAGGAGAUCAUUCCUUACUCCAUUGCUCUCACCAGCAAGCUCAAUCAGAUGGAGAUUGGAGGGACUACUGAGGAACUUGCAGAUAGGAGGGAGAUCCGGGAAAAUGUUACCCAGGCUCUCACCUCUCUUCCUGUGUCCACCUUGCAGGAUGUUGACCAGCUCAGCUCAGCACUGAGACACUCUGUUGCUGUUUCUCAUGAGCUGUUAAGUGCGAGAUGUCAGAAAAGAGUUCUGGAGUUUAUUGGAAAAAUGAUCCAUGUGAUGAAGCAAAAAAUUAGCCCUACUGAUUCACCAACUGUUGACACAGGAAAAAACAUCCUCAGUGUUAUAGGUAGCUCCUUGGCUGUUAUAUCUGGGUCAGGCAAUGGUUCUAGCCCUCACCCAGCCUACAGAGGCACUCUGCAGGCAGCAUCAAGAAUUGCCCUAUCAGCACUAAGCCAUGCUGGAGCACUGAUGCGUAUUUUGAUGCAUUCACAUGUCCAGGGAGAAGCACCCCUUUUGCUCUCCACCAAGUAUAUCAGGACAGCUGGCUUCUUUGGAGACCCAGCGGACCUCCUCUGCACUGACCAGUCAAACCAGUUUAACGGACGUCAGAUUACCCCUAUGCAGUCAUCAUCAGCUGAGGAAUCUAAUAGUUUUCAUCCUUGUCAGUUCCUUAUUCCCCGCUCCCUUAGUACUCACCUGAAGAGUCAGAGGUCAGAGGUGGUGCAGGUGUUGUUUGGUAUAGAUGGAGCACUGGAUUCUAAUCCUUUGCUGACUGCCGCCAACCCUCCUAUUUCCACCUCUGUGCUUUCCAUGAAGAUCACAACCCCUCAAGGUCAACCCAUACCCAUCCAGGACUUGAAUCCUGAACAAGCCAUAAGGGUCACCCUCCCCAACAAGUACCCUGCAGCACAAGGUGAUGGAAAUGGAAAUGGGAGCAUAAAUGAAGAUGGGAAUGAGACAUGUCUUACUGUAACUCUCCCUGAUGAUGGACAGCUAAACUUUGCAGUGAAAGCUGUGGAUGGCCGGGAUAAAAAUGCAGGCUUAUACAUCUCCUUCAACUUCAGCCUGGCUCCAGGAGCUACUCCAGUGAGUCUGGGGCAUGUCAAAACAGAAGUGAUCUCUGCAGUGCCCGGGACUAAUGCAUCCCUGGAUUCCCUUGUGAGAGAGUGGGCUCUCACUCUCUCUGCUCCCACCACGUCCUCUGAGAAAACCAUCUUUCUGUCUCCGCUCUCUCUGUGCCAGUACUACAGUGUGAAAGAAAAGCGUUGGAGCAGUGAGGGUCUUCGCUCACUGGAGGGCAGUACACUGCACACGGCUCACUGUCUCACCCAGCAUCUCACCAUGUUUGGGGCCAGUUUGUUUCUUCAUCCUGGGGCUGUAGUUCUGCUUCCACCGUCCGUAGGGCUUGUGCGGAACAUGGUGGCGGGUAUUGUCUGUGCUGUCCUGGUUCUGCUUCAUCUGCUAGUGGGGCUCAUUGCACACAAACUGGACCACUUAGACAGCCUUAGACUGAACCAAGUCCCUCUGUGUGGCCGACCAGGACUUUACCACUACAGAGUGCUGGUGAAGACUGGCUGGUGGCCAGGGGCAGGCACCACAGCGCAUGUUGGCAUCAGUUUGCAUGGCGUCAACAAGAGCGGCUCUCGCCAUCUGCAGAGGGAUGGAGCUUUUCAGCGCGGCAGCCUGGACCAGUUUGAGGUGGAGACAGAUGAAAACCUGGGAGAAAUUUGGAAAAUUCGCAUCUGGCAUGAUAACACAGGUUUGGACCCAUCGUGGUACGUUCAGCAUGUGGUGGUGUGGGACCCUCAGACAGACCACAUGUUCUUCUUCCUGCUGGAUGACUGGCUUUCUGUUGAGAAUCAAAGAAACAGCACAGUGGAGAAGGAAGUCCUUGCUUCAUGUCCAGAGGAGCUGACUCAGUUUCGACGAGUCUUUACCUCCCAGUUGGUAUUUGGGAUGGUGGAGCGCCACUUGUGGCUGUCACUGUGGGAACGGCCCACUCACAGCUGUUUCACCAGAGGUCAGAGGGUCACCUGCAGUAUUCUCAUGCUGCACCUCUACCUGGCACUGGGGGCUUUGUGGUACGGAGCCGUUGGCCCUGAAGGUCAGAGACGACCUGUGUCUGCCCAUCUGCUGGUUAAUAUGGAGACGGUUGCCAUGGGGAUGGUCAUUGCCUUACUGGUCUUUCCUCUCCAGUGUUUCCUCUGUUUCUUAUUUACAAGAGCUCUUAACCAGGUAUCUUCAGAUGUGUCAGUCCCUCCCUCUCCGGUGUGCCACUCUGUGGAGAUGGAUGUCUACCUUGACCAAUCAGAAAUCUCUAGGCCCUCCUUCCUGUCCAUGCAAGAUUCCUCUGGCUUGGUGCAAGACAGCCCAACAUCUUUGCUGGACAGCAAGGCAUUAAACUCCAGUAUCCUGGACUUCUGGAUUACCUCUGGUUUGGUUCCCCAGACAAACAAAGCACAUCAUGAGAAGGACGAGGUGACAUCCCCUUCACGAGGCCUGACCCGCCAGCUGAGGCGGAAAAAGGGCCUUAUGCAGCUCAACCUGGCUUCACCAACAUCCUCCAUCUGUCCCGCUGCUCUGCUUUCUGUGUCUUGCUCACUUUCCCUUCCUCAGGACUGUUCAGCUCAGUCAGACCAGAAGUCUCUCCUCACGAACACCAACCCAGUCCCAGUCCAUAACCACAACAUUACAACACUUCCAAGUCUUUCUGAUGAAGAUCUACUAAUGUUUAUUGCAGCUGCAGAGGACACAUCCAAUGCAAUCAACAGCAACUCUGACAGUGGCCGUGACUCCCCAAAAACCAUGUCAUCAUUUUCAGUCACGCGAAGCACCUCUUGGAGCAGCUGGUCAGAGGACCAGAAGGAGACGUUUCCAUAUGGAGCAGAGAUUAGCAAUCCAGACCCUGAGUCCAACUCUUCACUGGGUGAGGCAGAACUCUAUAAAUGUCCCUCUGAGUGGUCGUUGGACUCAGUAGCAAGCACCUUCCUGCCAGGCUCUUCUCAUGGUUCUACACAAUCCUCCUCCACCACACAUUUAGGUGUUGCUCGAAGUCAUCCCAGCUGGCUGCUUCCUCCCUGGGUGCUCUGCGUGAUCUACCCGCUGGUGGCUGUUCUGGUUGGAGCGUGCCUUGCAGUGGUGGGACUCUAUGGAAGUUCCUUCUCCCGAGCAGUGGUAUUCAUGUGGCUAAUAUCUGCUCUCUCUGCCUUUUUUACCUCUGCUGUGCUGCUGGAGCCUCUCAAGGUGUGUGUGCAGGCUUUGAUCUGCACCGCAUUGUGGAGGCCGGUGGAUCCAGAAGUAGAUGAGCUACUGGCUCAGGAAACCACCGUGGUCAGGGCAGGUGGAGAACCCAUUGGGAAAGUACGACCACCGUGCGGCUAUGGGCUACUUCAGGCGAAAGAAGAGGCCCGCAAAGUCCGAGCGUUGAGGUCACUCAUGAGGCACUGUGUGUCCCAGCUUUUCUUUCUGCUGCUGGUGCUGCUGGUGAACUAUCAGGACAGGGUGGAGCAGAGGCAGGGCAGGCUGCUGCACUCCACCGUCAGGCGGCAGCUUCACACGGCACCCUUGGGGUCCCCUAACCUCACCUCACUCAGAGGCUGGUCAGAUACAGAGCAGUGGAUCACUCACACUUUGGUGCCACACCUCCACCAAAACCCCACCCUGCACCUUGUAGGGUUGCCACGGCUGCAGCACACACAUGCAGCUGGUUUUCUGGGAAACAACAGUGGAACAACACUCCAGCUCCUAGCUGAUAUGCAGCUAAGAAACAACAGCAAAAAGCAGUUUACAGCUCUCUCUAUAGACUUCACACACUACCACAAAGAGUCCGGUUUGUUCAUGUGUGUAUCAAUACAACUGAAAUCCAUACAGGGCCAAGGCAUCACCUCCUUGCUCUCCAUCAGUCCGCUCCUCGUCCCCUCAUCCUCCUCAGGACCACACCUUCAUGUUGCAGUAACGAUUCUUCUCCUCAUCUCUGCUCUUCUCAUCAUGUUUGGGGAGCUGUGGUCUAUGGUCAAGGAGCAUGCUCAGUAUAUGUGCCAGUACUACCACUGGUUCCAGCUGUUCUUGGCCCUCUGGUCCCUGGUGACAGCAGUUCUGCAGCUCUGCUUUCUAUCUAUUGCUUCUUCAUGUGUCUCAGAGGUCUGCUUGUCUUCUUUGCUGUGCGCUCCAGCUGCUGGGAACCUUACGCUUUGUGCGGAGGUGGGUGAUGAUAGGCAGAGUACUGCAGAGAGCCUGGAGGGAACUGUGGGCUGUGGCUGUUUUAAUACUGCUACAGCUGCUGCUCUGCACUCACCUUGGAAACAUGUGGAAGGUUUUCUGUCAGUGCAGCAAACCAGGGCAUCUGUGCUGUCCAUCCUGCGUGGACGGACAGUCAUCCAAAAGCUGUGCAGGGUCCACACAGUUCUUGGACCCCUCUACGGGCUACUUCUGAUGGGUGGAAGCUUUUGGCUUCUGGCUAGGAUCUGUGGAGCUGUUCUCAUCCAUAAAUAUAGGGAGGAGCAGGCUGAACUUUUCCAUCCAACUGUUGAGCCUCAAGAUUAUGAAAUGGUUGAGUUCUUCAUCAAGAGGCUGAAACUGUGGAUGGGACUCACCAAGGCUAAACAGUUCAGACACAGGGUGAAGUUUGAAGGCAUGGCCAUCCCUCCGUCCAGAUCCUCACAGGACUCUUCUUUCUCCACCUUGUCUUCCACUCUCCCCUCUUCCCACUCAUCCUCACUAUCAUCUCCCUGUCAACUGUCUUCAGAUGUUUCUGUCAGGUCUGAGGACUUGUCGACUUCCAAACCUAGGUUUGAAGUCCAGCCCUAUCUGGAAAACCUGGAGUCAAUCGUCAAUACUCUCCUAGCUCAUUUUGAUCAAGUCAACCAAUUAACUGAAGACAUUCAUAACCUGGAAAUUCAACUAGAGGAAGCUGAAGUCAGAAGAAGGGAGAAAUGGAUAAGUGACAGAAAGGAAAAAGAAAAUAUACCGGAAGAGCCAAGAAAGCCAAGGGAACUGGAUAAAGGGAGGGUAACAGGAGAAGUUAGACGCAGGAAGGUGGGUCUUUUUUACCCAAGGCCCCAAGUUUCUCUUCCAUUCUUGCUUCCAAUUUCUCCUUCAACACCUCAGUCUGCUGCUGCAUCAUCUUGCAUAUUUCCCAGAGUACGUAACUCCUACUCUGAAUCUGAGUCAGUGCGGUUCCACCUUCAACCAUCAAGCAGCAGGACUUCCUCUGAACCUGCCACUCCUGCAUCUGAAACCAGUGGUUUGCAUACAAUUUCCAGUGGGUUUGGACAGAUCCCUAGAAGAAGAGCAUGGCAUUCUGGGAGCUCUCAUUCAGCUGAUGCCGCACAGAGGCCCUUCCAGUCCUCAGGAGUUGCUCCAUGUAGAAAUGGUGGAGAAAAUUUAGCAUUUACAAAUGCAAGGCCUAGAAGUGAAGAGGGGGUAAGAGGGUGCAUCUGUGAUGGGGUUCCGCUGAAGAGGAAGGCUUGGAUCUCCGAAGGACAAGGCACUGAGCAAAACUAACCCUGUCUUUAAAUAUAUAUAUACAGAU